CCAAGCCACUUAUCUAUAGAUCUGACAGAAUUCGGAUUUAGUCAACUGACGUCAGGCGGGCCUCCCCCACGCUGACAAAUGAGACCGAGGGAAAGUGGAAGCGCCGCUUUCUAUCGACUCAAUCCAAUCACGCUUGUGCUGCAGUCCCCGUCAGCCACGUUGACUAAACAUGGAAUUCCCAUGAUUGAGACCCGAUCGCUUCCACUUGCCUGUCCUCCAACUUGCUACCCACUUGGUUUCGAGUGGUGACAGCGUGGGGAAACUAGAUGCCCAUGUAGCAACGCUGAAAGAAACCCCAACCGCCACCUUCGUUUCCUCUUCCCCCAAUUCCUAGUCUCGAUCCUGCUCUUGGGAUUGCGUGACACAGAGGGUGGAAAUGGUCAAAAAGAGGACAAGGCUGGGAUGUCUUAAUUGUCGGCGGCGGCGCCGGAAGUGCGAUGGAUUGCGUCCAACGUGCAAGAGCUGCGGAUUACGAGGCCACACUUGUGUGUAUGGUCUGAAGGCGUCCUUCCACCACUCUCGGAAUUCAACUCUGUCGUAUAAUGAUGCAGUCGAUUUGGCGAGAGUAGAAGCAGGGGAAAAUAUUCAGAAUCCGCAGCCUAAUAAAUACCUGAUCGUUGAUGAAACGCAGAAGAUCAUCAAUGAGUACCUUACUGAAAAUGGCUACGCUUUUGAUUUAAAAGAGAUCUAUGCUUCGCAAGACGGUGGCGAUAAUUUUAGCCGUGAACCCGCCGCUCUGUUUGAUUCUCACCAUGCACUUCCUUGGACUCCACAUUCAGGACAGUCCAUACCUCAAAAUGUUGCCUCUUCAACCCCCCAAGACAGCUAUAUAACGCCAUUUUUUCUAGGGCAAGCAGCAUAUUCUGAUACUUCAUUACAUGAGCUCUCUCUACCGGUGUCAAAAGCAGAAAAGGCCCACCUAAUUGCAUCAUAUCUGCAAGAAACAGGAACCUGGUGCAAUACUACAGACUCGUCAAUGCAGUUCACAGUUGAAAGUAUCCAUCACAUGAUGAAAGCCCCAGCCUUUGAAGCGGCAGCCAUGGCUCUAGCUUCCCGCCAACGGGAUAAUGUUGAGCAGUUCCAACACGCCAUGACACUCGAACUGUAUCAACACACCGUUCAGUUGUUGAUUCGUCAGGCCCCAGCUAAAGCUGAUGCCUCAAUAUUGGCCGCCUGUACGCUUCUCUGCGUGUACGAAAUGAUGGUUUCACCGGUGUAUGAAUGGAGACGACAUUUAAAGGGCUGCGCAAGUCUAUUGCAAGCCAAGAAAUGGAAUGGCUCCAGCAAUGGUAUAGUCAAAUCGUGUUUCUGGGCUUUUGCUCGCAUUGAUAUUUGGGCGGCAUUUAUCAGUGGAAAUUCAACCCUGAUUCCAACGGAUUUCUGGUUGGACGACAUGUCGUUACAAUCUGUCGCCGCUAAAGGAGAUAUUGAUGACUAUUGCAAUCUUUCUAUCCUCACAUUUGCCAGGAUUGUGAAUUUAUUGGCCCCCGCUGGUCGUGACGAUGAUUCUAUCGGGGUGUCCUGCAAUGCUCUGUGGGAUGAUCUUCAGACCUGGUAUCGAUCUCGUCCUACUGAGGUUGCUCCACUGGUGAGGGAAACCCCUUCGCCCCCUAAUGUCUUUCCAUCGGUGGUAUUUAGUCGAUCAUCGUCUAUCUGCGGCAGUACAUUCUACCACGCGGGGUCCAUCCUACUCCUUCAAACAGGUCUCGUGCCUCAGGCCCAGAGCGAAACGGUAUGGCACGCACGAGAGUUGGCAGGUAUCUCCAUAUCAAAUACUUCCCACGCCAAUUGGGUAAACCAGGUGCAGCCUCUUUAUAUAGCGGGAGCAGCUUUUAAGGGUGAGAACACAUGCUACAAUGAGCUCUACGAGCUAGACGGAUUGCGCACUCGCCCCGCUCGGGUCGGUCCCAUUGUUAAUGGUAAUCGAAACGCCAAUGGAAAACGAGUAUCCAGCGAAGAGUAUGCCACAGAAAAGAUUAUCUUGCUAAAGCACCUGGCUUUGAUUGAGCGGGAGACAGGCUGGAAGACGGCAGAUCGAGCAGCUGAUUUGAGAAGACUCUGGGGGUUCGGCUAACCGAUGCUGGCAUGCAAAACUACCAUUUCGACAGGAAGCCUCCAUCCACAGGCAAGCAAAUACCAGUUACAUACGACGAGCUGCCCGACGCAAGCCAAAGCGACCCCUGCGC
Messenger RNA from Aspergillus steynii IBT 23096, 2186 nucleotides. RefSeq names its product Zn(II)2Cys6 transcription factor. Gene Ontology annotation, biological process: positive regulation of transcription by RNA polymerase II. Gene Ontology annotation, cellular component: nucleus. The record is from RefSeq and is a predicted model, not a curated record. Bases 377 to 2074 code for a protein of 565 amino acids. NCBI's taxonomy places the organism in Eukaryota, Fungi, Ascomycota, Eurotiomycetes, Eurotiales, Aspergillaceae. Gene Ontology annotation, molecular function: transcription cis-regulatory region binding; DNA-binding transcription factor activity, RNA polymerase II-specific; zinc ion binding. The transcript is spliced from 8 exons.